CCAAGACAAAAAGCUUCACAGACACUCGUGAUUAUAGUGCAUUUAAUUCGGCAACAAAACGGCGUUGAAUACAGAAAGAAAGGUAAAGGUACAAGACUGUGUACAUAAUUUUCGUCCGGAGUCAAGGAACUACUUAUCCCACAAUCCAUUGCAAGUGAUAUCGUUUAUUCUUAAAAGUCUCUCUUUAAACGGUUUACAUCAGACCCUAGACAUCAAACUACGCUCCUAUUCGAUAAAUAAUGAUUUAUGUUACAUUUUUAUGAAUUUCUUAAAUAACAACCACAUUUAAUGAAACGAUUGUAAUAGAUCGAUGCAUAUUAACAACAUUAUAAAAUGUAACAACACAUAAAGACAAUACUGUACAAUUUGUGUGAUUUACAUAAUGUCAUCAUUUUAUUUCAGGAAAUAAUCCUGACAGAUUAGAUUAAUACCAGCAAAUGCAAUCAAUAAAGUAAACGGCCGGCGACAAGAACUACAAACGGGCGCAUGACACUGACGUCAAAUCAUGACGUAUUGGUAAUCGUCACUUGUGAUCGACCUCUUUAUUCCAUCUUGCAGGGAGUAUUUACUGGAAAAAAUUUAGUCAGUUGCAAAAACAUAACUUAAAUCUGUGUUAAACAAAGAUCCCAUUCCAGGUAUCGAAGCAAAAACACAUUCAAAAGGCGUAUUAUGCCAUGGUCUGCCGGUGUAUUGCUGACAUGCGCAAUUGUGCAGUCACGCCCACUGGCAAUUUAAAGGCCGAAGGCGCACACCUGGUAACUUUUAGUUCACAAUCGAUUCAACGCAGUGAAGUACAAUGGAUACGCUUGAAGACGACGACGCCAUAUUUCUUGCCGAUGUGCUCUUGGAUGAGUGCAAGGAGGAUCAAGGUAAGCAAACUACUGGAGCGUCUAAAACGGGCUCAGAAAAGUUUGUUUGGGUUGAGGUGGACCAGGAAGGGAAUCCUCCCCCGAAAAGGAGUAGAACUGGAGAGAAACGGAAGCGAGGUUCAGCCACAGUUACCUCUGGAAGCAUGGACCCUUCAUGUGCUCCGUCUACUAGUGGACUAGAGAGUGGGACCAUUCAAGACAUAGGCUCCCUCAUCCAAGAAGUACAAGACCUGUUGGGACCCACUCAACAACCCGCCCCAUCACAUUGGAAGGAUAGGCAAGCUUCCACUUUUGAAAAGUGGACUGUGUUAAGGCCUUUUAUGGUUAACCAGAUGCUCUUAUCCGAGAAGCCUAAAGAGGGAAUUUGCCACCACUGUAGAGCCAAGGUUGCAGUUGUGAUGUGUCACGAUUGUUUACCAAGACCCCUUCACUGCACAGCCUGUGAUGUCGCCAAACAUGACUCCAUGGUGCUCCAUAACAGGACAUCAAUGAUGGAGGGAUUCUUCAGGCCACUCCCACCAUCAACUUACAUCAAGGAAGAUGAGGAAGGAAAAUUGUCCUACCAUGAAAAGGAAUGCUUUUUACCAAUAGUGCUUCCCUUCUGUGAUUGCUCCACUGGUCAAAUGACUGUUUCUGCAGGGAAGCAAGUCAUUCUGAUUGGAAUGAAUGGACGAUACAAUCUUUCCCUUCCAACGUUGAGUUGUUCCUGCGGAAAAACUUUGUCAGUGAGCAUUGGGGAUCUGGUUGAAAGUGGCUACUGGCAAGCCACAGUCAAUUUUGAGACAGUGUACGAAGUGGAUUUGUUCACUACGUAUGAGGAUCUCAAGAUAACUGCACCAGGAAUGUCACGGCAAGCUUUUGUUAGCAUGCUUGAACAGCGCACAAAACUCUUCGGCCGGAGUGGUAAGAUAUGUGGAGACACCAUGCAGAAGUCAUUCCUGGAAUGGACCUAUGCAAAAUUUGAGGUUGAAAGGCUGUCUCAGGUGCAGCAUUUUCAGUGCCCUGCAUGCACACCCUCCAUGUUAGCUGUUGCAGUCGAUGGGAACCGCAAACUAUACCGCUUUAAGAGCCAACCAGGACCUAAUGGAUUUUUUGAUGGUGUGUUUCUGGCCAAGGAUGCUGAAGUGACCUCCUUUGUCGACUACAUCCAUGGGACAACACGACAUAAUCCUGCAAAAGGGAGGUGUGGCACAGGCGAGUGGGUGGCAGCACGAGAGUCCUCAAACAAGUCUGCCAGCAAAGUAGACGAGGAGGGUGUUGAGGUUGCUGUCUGCCGUCAUGGGUUUCUGCUGAAGGCAUUGAAUAUGUUCCGUGGAGAGAUAUUUGCAUAUCCCUUAUAUCUCCAGAGACAGCUUGCUUCGCAGAAUGUACAGUUUUUUUGCUCAGACGUGGUCUGCAAAUACUGGCCGUAUUUACAGAGGGUUGUGGGCCACUGUCCGGAGUUGCAAGACCUGUUGAAUAUGCGUCCAUUUCUCUCCAUCAUGCAUGCUAAAGCACAUUCCUGGAUGUGUGAGUUGCAAUGGGGAGGACGUAAUCAAGAAGGAGCAGGGACAACAAUUGGGGAGGAGGUUGAACAGGUCAACAGCUUCCUCUCUCGAGCAGCCAUAUGUUCCAAGUACAUGUCAAAAGCUGUUCGCACAGACAUGCUCACCAUCCAGGCAAGUGGCUGGAAAAAAAGGAAGGCAGAAAACCUUGACCGGACAUUGGCCAAAAGAUACAUCAAGACUGUACAAAGGAUUUCAGAGGUGUCUGAGGACCUUAAGAAACUCACUGCUGAGUUGUCUUUACAGGAAGACACAGUCCAGCAAUGGGUGUCAGAUGUUCAGCAGUGGACAAGAGGAUCAACCAGUCAAAACGACUUGGAAAAGACCAUAGAAGGACUGUAUCUGAGCAUCAAGCAGCGAAAAUAUCAGCUGUAUCGUCAGUCUGAUGGCAAUAAGCGGAGACAUCAGCUAAGGAAAAGGAUUGCUGCAGAAAAGAAAGCCUUGGAAGAUGCCAUCAGUAAACGUAAUGCUGUUGUGGGGGAAGCUGAUAAACUCCCUCCACCUAGCGAGCUCUUGGCAGAGGACAACUACUCCUGGCCUUGGGAAUGUCAUGGCGAUAUGGCAAAGAAAAAAAGAGUUCAUGACAAGGUGAUGCUGCUGACCAGACUAAAAGAAGAGGAGGUUAUUGUGGUUCGUGAAGUCAAGCAGCACUGGGAGUACAUGAGGAGCAUGAUUGAAGAGCUUUCAUCCCAUCUUUCUGAAGGAAUCACCCAGCAAAGUAGCGCUGUGGCAUUGUCGGAGAGAGGACGCGAGGGGCUACUCUGUCUGCUAAAAAGAAGAUUGUCCGUAGUUCAAGCUCAGCAGGGUGCAGCACGUACAAUAUACCAAAGUGUUUUGGGACUGCAAACGGUGUCUGUGGAUGACUCUUCUGCUGAUGAAGAGGAAAACCUGGAAACUAGCUCCUCCUCUGAUGAAGAACUGUGACUUUCCCCCCAAAGCAGUCUACUGUUUCUGGCCCUUUGCACACUCUUGCCCCUUUUGAUCUCCUUCUCCCCUUGGUUGAUCAUCUUGAAGAUCAACUUGCAAAUUAGUGGUUGUACUCUCCUGGUUUGAGUUAAGACUGUUGGUGUGUUUCUAUUGUCAGUCGUGUGGAGGUGUCGUUUCGUGUUUUUCUUCUAUUAAAAAUAUAUGUAUGGGAA
Notolabrus celidotus (New Zealand spotty) is the source of this 3552-nucleotide messenger RNA. RefSeq lists its product as uncharacterized. The record is from RefSeq and is a predicted model, not a curated record. Lineage: Eukaryota; Metazoa; Chordata; Actinopteri; Labriformes; Labridae. The transcript is spliced from 16 exons. The coding region runs from base 797 to 3337 and encodes 846 amino acids.